CCCUCUCGAGGAAAAACUAUUUCCGAAUCCUUUACGAUCGCUCUACCAGAGCACCGCCAGCCACUUUAAGUAUGAGCAAGAGCAGCGUAGGGGAAAAGAACGACCAAGUGCCUUCGAUUACACCUAGCAGCAACGGCAACAGCAACAGCAACAGCAUCAACAAUGCCAAGGCUGGCAACGACGACGACAGACAAUGCCCUCCGGUAUCCGCCGCGAAGGUCGACCCCAAGAAACAAACGGUAGUCCUCUGUGCCAGUUGCGAUAGAUGCCGUGCUCGCAAGACCAGAUGCGAUGGGAAAAGACCCUGUGGGAACUGUGCCUCUCGGUAUAUGAAGAAGCACAAACUUACCAGGUACGUUGCGAUAGAUUCGCUGCUGGAAGAGUAAAGCACGUACUGUUCAUCGAUGUAUUUUCUACGCAUUUUGUCUGUAGCAGUACUGUAUUUGGAUUUCACGCUACCAACAAAAAGGUUGUCGCCCGUUCCCCGUUCACAAGUCGACAAUAAAGUAGUGGUUGAAUACUUUCUCUCCCAUGAAGCAAAAGCUGUACAUUUUGCUUCAUCGAAGGACAUGGCCAAGAACCAUACGGCCUUCACAUGGCUGGUAGUUAGGUGUCAAGUUUGAUCUCCUCACGUGCAUUUUUAUCUCUCUAUUUUUUCGUGAUUUCUCGUCUUUACCAACCAAUGACCGUACGAUACUCCAAUGUUAUUGCCUUCAAUAAUUCUGCGAACGCAACAAUGUUUCGCUAAUGCACAUCCCGUGAAAUCAUAUGCAUCAAUGCUUCACGAAUGGAACAUCACCAACUGCGACAACUGCGUUUGGGAAAUACUCAUAAAAUGCACAGUAUCGAGGGCGUUGAUGUUGCCUUAUUUGAAUGCAACUACUCCCCCGCCAAGAGACGCGGGCCAGUCCCCGGCCGUGCCGGUCAGACCAGGAAAGCCGCGGAAGCCUUUGGAAACUCGAUUGGGGGACGCGGUCGCUUUGGAGCCCCUAACUUUCUGUCCCAUGCCGGUGUCAACAGCGAUGCCCUGCAAACACUGGGUGGAGUCGCGGCCCACCGCAGCUCCGGCAUGAUGUCGGCGACGACUCAGAGCGCCCUGGAAGCUAUACAGAUGCGCCAGAUGAUGGCCAUGAAGAUGGGGAAUGGGAUGGGGACUGUGGUGUCACGAGGGGGAGGCGGAAGCAUCCAGGGAAUCAUGGGAAGAACACUUGGUGGUGCAGGUGCAUCAGGCCACGGAUCUAUGCCCGGAGGAUUGGCUGCGAUGAACAGUGGCAGCCAGCAGCGCCAGCACAUCCAGCAGCAACUCAAUCUGAUUCAGCAGCUACAGGCCCAGCAGCAAAUGGGCAGCGGGGGAGGUGUUGCCGAUGGCGGACUCGGAGCAAUUGCACAGCGGGGAGAUUCGAGCAGCGGGAUUGCUAGUGCAGCAAUGGGUUUGCCCUCGAUUGAUGGCGUGGAGGCGGCUCGCCGGAUGAAAUUAAACGACCAAACAAACCAGUCGCUCUCACAGCUACAACUACAGCAGGAGCGGCAGCUUCUGCAACAGCAGGUUCAACAGCAGCAGCAUCAACAACAACAGCAACAUCGACGACGACGACAACAACAGCAACAGCAGCAGCAGCAGCAGCAGCAGCAACAACAACAACCAUCGCAACUCCAAACCAACAACGGAGGAACGGACGCAAACGGUGUCCCAAAAACGAUUGCGGCGCAUACCCACCUCUUGGAGCUGAGCGAUCCCGAUGGCAGUCGCCUCAGGGCCUUCUACCGAUUGAGUGUCGACGAACUAUUUGGGUUUCCGCCUACUCCGACCGACGAGGAAUACUGUGCCCGUCUCAACAUUCCCGGUAUGACCCCAAGAAUGAUCCCCGGAACCCAUCUUGCGGCCUUGAGUGCCGCACGGUUUGCCGAGGUGGCACUGGGGGCCAUUGUCCACAACGAGGCCCCGCUAGCCAUGGAAUUGUGCAACGCGGUUGUGCACUGCCUGAAGGAAUCCGUCCAAGAGCCGGUGCAACCCCCCUAUAUGUUUGAGGUGGCUCGAUCCUACUUUUUGCUGGCUGUCUUUCGAGCCUUUCGAGGCGACACUGUCCGGUAUUUCAAGUACCGCAGAGUCUGUCUUACGUAUGUUUCGAAGCUGGAGGUACGCUUUUGUUUCCAUGGAAAGUGCUGUCUGUACUAGGUUUCGACGAAAUCUUCGGAAUGUUUUCGAUGGUCCAAAUUCUCAUCUGUUUUCGAUUUCCACCGUUGCACUAUUUUUUGUGUCUUUCUCUUCUCUCAAAGAAUGCCACUAGUGCGACAACCCUGGUAGCUGCGGUUUCGUUUUUGGAUGCUUGGGCGUACAUGAUCUACAAUGCCGAUGAAAAGAAAGUUCCCCGCAUCGAUACUUCUAUCCCACCGGUCGAACGUCCACCACAAUCCAUGCUAGCCAGGCCUACGGCGGUAGAAAUGGAAUACAACGUCCGGUGCAAUCCCGCGUGCAUUGCAUCGGAUCCCAGAAACCAAAAUUGGAUCCAGGGGGCACCGCCGGUCUUUCUCAACAACGAGGCACCGCUUCGUGCCCGAUCUUUGGAUGCAUUGGCCUGUGCCGUCCGAACCUGCUGCGAUCAAGCCAACGGUCGGUUUGCUGCCAUUUCAAAGGAAGCCAAGGCCGACAACAUGGAAGCGAUUCCGCAAGAAUCCAUCAUCACUCCGACAACCACGGCCGUAUUGGCCCACGAAAACGAAUUGUGUAGCCGGAACAUGGUGUUGUCGGGCUUUAGUCUCUUGGAACAGUACGAACAGGUAACUCCCAAUUCGCACAAGAAUCAAGGCAUGCAUUUGGUCAUGUCGGCCAUGGACGCCUUCCUCGACAAUGGGGACGACGGAGGUGAAGGAGGUUUUACGGAUUCACAGAUCCAAUCGCUGCUGAGCGUCGCAAACAUUGUCAUCGAAAACCCCUUGCUUCUCCACCACGCCGGCCCUACCUACCACAUGGUAUCCAAUGCGGCGGUCAUGCUUUGCCAUCUCUUGAACAGCAUGUACGUGAUGAAGGGAGGAGCCGAGGGGAUUCGAAAAGACCAAGAACUGGGGGGGGGCAUGGAAGCGGCCAUGUUCGAAGAGAUCCUCGACACGUUUACCGCGCUGCGCAAGCUCCUGGUGAUCCACCGGCGAAAACUGCCCAUCAAGCUGCGCUGCCACAGCAUCCCUCGGCCUUCCCUGGUCGCCUUUGAGAACGGGAAACCCUUUGUCGAUCUGGGGGAAACCCUGCUCUGUGCCUGCCGGGGAUGCCAGGGGUUUGUGCUCAUGGCCUGCUCGCCGGUGGUCGCCGCGCAAAAGGCCCAGGCGGCCGCGACGAAGCGGAGCGUCGAGGCGGCCCGGGAGGCGCAGGUGGAAGCCGCGGACGAACUUGACAAGACCCUGGACGAUCUGAGCCACGAUUUCAACCUAGACGACGAUGCCCUGCUGGGAAUGCUGUCGCAGCUGAUUUCCGGUUGAUGGCAUGGCUCGUGACACGCAACGUGCUGCGCAUCGAGAAUCGCCGGCCGCGUACCGAGCGGAAAGGAAGCGACGAGAGGUCCGUGCUGUCCGGUACGGUACGGUACGCUACGUUGUUUCGUGCGUGCUGGUUUUGCUCGCCGCCGGCGUUCUAGUUCCUUUCCACGGUGUGCGACGGUGCAUGCAUGGAACGGCCAGCAGAGAGUGAACCAAAGAAGUUUCCAAGAUAUUACUGUAUGUAGCCUAAGCAAGUCGAAGGGUGCAAUUGUUCGUUACUACUUCUACUAUUGUUCAGGCACUCCUGAGUUUUACUUAGUCCUACCGUAAAUACAUACCUACAUAUAUGCAUACAUACACACAGGCAUACACCAGGGUCUAGCGUCUAGCGUCUAGCGUCUAGCGUGGUACCGUGUGCACGGUGUUGUUAUUGUGCGUACUAGGAAACUGUGCAGGAUGGUCGUUCUCCUGCUCGAUGCUGUAACAAGCAGCAGUGUGGGGGCAGUGGUUUGCGUGGUUUGUGUUGCGGAACCGACCCGGCAGUAGUACGUGCGUACGCACGGUACUCCUCCGGUGGCAGAGCAAACUGCCGUGUGGUCCAAAAGGCCGAUCGCGGUGGUGGUCGUUUCGGAUCGCAAGACCAAGAGCGCCGGUCUCCGCGUUUCAAACCUGCGGCGGGGAGGCCGCACGACACAACUGCAACCCCCGGUGCCAAAGAACCCUUGGUGUGCUGCAGUACUCGGCUCCCCGGUUUCGUUUCGGGACGGACCGAUGCUCCGAAUGCAACCGGAUCUGCAUCAAUUCGAAGGAGUACAGAAUCCGCAUCGCAUCGCAUCGAGUCAGUAGAGAAUCCGAGGUCCAAGCGUUCUCCGCACCACGUUCGGUGUUGUGUCUGUCGGUCUUAAACCCUGGUUUGGUCGUCGUCGUCGUCGUCGUCGUCUCUCGCCCCACGCAGCCGGUGUCUGGUGUUUGGUACUUGGUGUUUGGUACUUGGUGUUUGGUACCUGGUGUUUGGUAUUGUUAUCUAGGCACGGUAUGCCUAUGCGU
This is a messenger RNA of Pseudo-nitzschia multistriata, 4515 nucleotides long. NCBI's taxonomy places the organism in Eukaryota, Bacillariophyta, Bacillariophyceae, Bacillariales, Bacillariaceae. The record is from the annotation of a GenBank genome assembly.